This is a messenger RNA of Bursaphelenchus xylophilus (pine wood nematode), 1684 nucleotides long. Lineage: Eukaryota; Metazoa; Nematoda; Chromadorea; Rhabditida; Aphelenchoididae. The record is from the annotation of a GenBank genome assembly.
AUGUCGGUCAAGGUCGUGGUCGGAGUUACGGCUUCGGCUUCAACGAUCAUCAUAGCCAUUGCUGUGGCAACAAGUGUCAUCCUCUUUCAGGUUAGAUUUUUGAAAAAUUUAGGGGGCUUUGAGAUCUUUUUAUCAAAUUUUGUGUUGAUUAGUGGCCUAUCUUCUAUCUUGUCGACUUUUAGGACAUUAACAAUCUUCACGAUGAAAUUAUGACCGAAAUGGGGGAGUUCAAACAUAUUGCAAACGACGCUUGGCGUGGAAUCAUGGCCUUUAACUCGCCAAUCCACACUCGCCAAGCUAGAUCCAGCGGCUAUGCGAGCCUCCUCAGGACUCUUAAAGGCCGCAAUAAACGGAAUGCCCAAUGCCAGUGUGCUCGACAAGCCUCCAACUGUCCACCCGGCCCUCCCGGACCCCCCGGACAAGCCGGUUUGAACGGUGAGCCCGGUCUUCCAGGAGAUGAUGGCCAUCCUGGACUCUCCGGAAUGGAAAUAUCCUUUGAUAUGACAAUGAAAGAUGGCUGUUUCGUCUGCCCGGCCGGUCCACCUGGCCCUCCAGGAGCACCUGGACCAGCUGGCGGGACCGGACCUUCCGGAAAACCGGGAGACAUUGGAUCACCAGGAAAGGAUGGAGCGCCGGGUCCUGCUGGCCCAGCCGGAGAUGAUGGUGAGCCCGGUAUUCCUGGCAUCCCAGGACCACAAGGUCGCCCCGGAGAAGACGCCCAACAUUCGCCAAGUCUCCCAGGUCCUAAAGGCCCACCCGGACCUCAAGGGCCACCCGGUGAUAUUGGUGCUGACGGAACGGCUGGUGGAGUUGGUCAGCCCGGUCCAGCAGGCCCACAAGGACCUCCAGGAAAGCCUGGAGACAAUGGACCUGAUGGAGAACCCGGAAAGGUGAGAUUCAAGCGAUUUUUAGCCAUUUCUUAUCGCCUUCAUUGUAAACUAAUGUCAAUUUAGGCUGGAUCUCCUGGUGAGCCUGGCCCAGAUGCUGCGUAUUGUCCAUGCCCUCCACGAACUGAAAAUCUGGCCAAUUAUCAUAGUGCUGGUGCCGAAGCCAACAUUGACGAAGCCCCCAAACAUUUCAUCCCCACUAUCCCGCAAGCUCCGCCCACCGCCGCCCCUGCGGCCAAUCAAGAGUCAGCCAGCGUGAAGCCAUACUUGGCUAGAGCUCAUGCCUUCCUAAAUACGGAGGUUGAGGACAAGGACGGGGAAAAUGAGGAGGGAGAUGCUAAGGAAGUUGUGGAUGGAAAAGUUCAAGGGACGGUUCACGAGGAAACCCAUGAAAGCAACCGGGUCUUUGUCGAUUCAGAUGGAGGUGAGAAUUGAAAUAUAUACAUAUAAUAUUCCGUAAAUCAUUUUUGAAGAAAAAAAUAUAUAUUUUCAAAAUUUUAGUGACUCAUCACCACCGCGAGCGAAUUGAGGAGCAUCAUCAUGAACAAGUAAGCGGAGGACCGACCUCUGAACUUUAUGGAAGAGAAAAGUUUGGAGGACAGAUUCUCGGAGGACUUAGCGAGGACUUGAGAGAGGCUUUGAACGGAUACAAGGGCGAGAAAUGGCCUCCAGAGACGUAUGAAGUCCCCGCCGUGCCAAACCUCGAGAAUGUUGAGGGCAGUGGGAAUGGCGAUGACUUCCCUCAUGCUCCCAAGUUGCCAAGUGUGCACAGAAGACGGUUUUAUCAUCAUCAAUAG